Eutrema salsugineum is the source of this 1391-nucleotide messenger RNA. RefSeq names its product probable beta-1,3-galactosyltransferase 14. The coding region runs from base 59 to 1093 and encodes 344 amino acids. The transcript is spliced from 7 exons. Gene Ontology annotation, molecular function: hexosyltransferase activity. Gene Ontology annotation, cellular component: Golgi membrane. Lineage: Eukaryota; Viridiplantae; Streptophyta; Magnoliopsida; Brassicales; Brassicaceae. The record is from RefSeq and is a predicted model, not a curated record.
AGGGGGAAAAAAAAAAAACCGUGUCGCCAUUAACGAAGGUUGAGCUGCUUUUACCACAAUGCUAUCUCCUCGUAAGCUAUUCCACGCGCGGCCAUCACUAGCCACGCGCCGAUCGACGGCUCUUAUCGUUUUAACUUCCCUAGCUAUCGGAAUCGCCGGAUUCACAUUUGGACUCGCCGUGAUUAUCUUCCCGGCUCUCCGAUUAACCGGCCGUAAUUGCUUGACGAACUCUCCUCCGAAGACGGUUCGAGUCGUUUGGGACGUCGCCGGAAAUAGUAAUGCCGUUGGUGGCGAAGGGAAGAGGCACAAGGUUAUGGGAUUCGUAGGUAUUCAAACCGGGUUCGGAUCCGCCGGUCGGAGACGAGCGCUUAGGAAGACAUGGAUGCCGUCAGAUCCGGAAGGGCUUCGACGCUUGGAGGAAUCUACAGGAUUGGCCAUCAGGUUUGUAAUUGGGAAAACCAAAAAUGAACAAAAAAUGGCUGAGCUCAGAAGAGAAAUAGCAGAGUAUGAUGACUUUGUACUGCUAGAUAUCGAAGAGGAGUACAGUAAGCUCCCUUACAAAACUUUGGCUUUCUUCAAAGCUGCUUACGCGCUUUAUGAUUCUGAGUUCUAUGUCAAAGCUGACGAUGAUAUAUACUUGAGGCCAGAUCGACUCUCUCUGCUAUUGGCAAAAGAGCGGAGUCACUCUCAAACAUACCUAGGAUGCUUGAAAAAGGGUCCAGUUUUCACAGAUCCUAAACUCAAAUGGUAUGAACCAUUGUCUCAUCUGCUGGGAAAAGAGUACUUUCUUCAUGCUUAUGGCCCGAUUUACGCUCUCUCUGCUGAUGUAGUAGCAAGUUUGGUUGCCCUCAAGAAUAACAGUUUCAGGAUGUUUAACAACGAGGACGUAACAAUAGGUGCGUGGAUGCUGGCAAUGAACGUCAACCACGAGAAUCAUCACAUCCUUUGCGAACCAGAAUGUUCGCCUUCCUCUGUUGCUGUUUGGGACAUCCCCAAAUGCUCAGGUCUUUGUAAUCCGGAGAAAAGGAUGUUGGAACUUCACAAGCAAGAAAGCUGCUCGAAAAGCCCGACAUUGCCAUCAGAUGAUGAGUGAUCUUUUUCCUCUUCCUACCUUGAAAUGUUCGUAUAAACCUCUUCUUGUGGUGGACGAGUCUAUAACAGAGAGAGGGAGAGAGAUCCGCUUCUUCGACCAACCCUGCAACAAGAUUGAUUCAUAGAGAUUGCCUCACAGAGAUUGCUUUUUUUUUUUUUGUCUAUGAUUUUAGAAGAGAGAGUUUUGUUCCUUCUGUUUCAUAAUCUUAGUGAGAGCCACCAUAAUCUAAGUCUAUACCAUGUAUUGUGGUUUACAACAAUCAUUCAAAUUAUAGUGAACCAAUGUGUAGUCGAUUUUU